UCACGCAUUCCGUUCGUCUGCCAUUUUCGCAUUUUGCUUCUAAAAUUAGCAUCUGUGAAAAAGGGAUGUUUCGUCGCAAAAGUGAACAUAUUUUCAACAUUUAGUGUUAAAAUUUGCUUUUACCACGUCGAAAAUAUUUCGAUUUAUCAAAGUACACCAGAUUACACUGCAGUGGCGAAGAUUUUCGUUGGUGCUGCAUCGAUUUCACUGUUUUUCAUCGAAUUCAAUAUCACUGUGAAAAAAAAAUAACCUAGAACAAUCGUGUCAGACAGUGGCUGUGUUGUGUUUGGUGCUAGACGAUGAAUUCUGAACGCAAUCAGGACAAUCUUGAACCGUAACUCUGGUGGUCAGCGAACAGUCCAUAGAGCGUGAGAAGUGGCUUGGGAGCUAGAGAACAGGGUACCGUUUGUGUGAACCGGAAUGAACUCCGGCGGUGGCAGCAGCAGUAGUAGCGGUUUCGGAGGGCUGAGCAAUGGCGAGUCGGGCAUCCUGCGCAAAACAAUCGGAAUAGGCCAUCAUAACCUUCUCCUCCACCAGCACCACCACCACCAUCAUCAUCAUCACCACAACCAGUAUGGGCAGGACAACUUUGCUGACCUGCUGGUCUUCGGAUACUCGUGCAAGAUCUUCCGGGACGACGAGAAGGCCCGCUUCAUCGACCAGGGCCGACAUCUAAUCCCGUGGAUGGGCGACAAUCAGUUGAAGAUAGACAGAUAUGAUGCCCGAGGUGCACUGCACGAUUUGACGCAGCAUGAACCACCGAUCGGUGGCUACGGGAAUCGGGUGGACUGUCUGCCGCCGGCGGAGCAGCGAGCCGAGCAACUGUGCGAGGAUGAACGCUACUACAGUCUCUACGCGAACGAGGUCGAGGAGGAGAUCUAUCAGGAGGAAGCAGCAAAACGACUAGCAGCCAACAGUGCCGAAGUUCCGUUCGACUACGAUGCCGCAACGUCGUCGACAGCAGCGGCGGAUGGCGUCAGUCCGGUGGUAGGUCCAGUACCGGCCGGUUCAUCUCUAGCCGCUGACGACGAGAAUAGUUCGGACCCGCCAUUUAUUGCACCGGCAAACUUCGAUAUUCCACCGGAUCUCACCGAACUACCGGAAACGAUGAAGGAACAUGCGAUAAUCGAAAAGACUGCCAAGUUUAUUGCCUCCCAGGAUUCACAGAUGGAAAUUUUGCUGCGGGCGAAGCAGGCUGCCAAUCCGCAGUUUGAUUUUCUGAGCCCGGGCGGUCGACUGUAUCGCUAUUAUCGGCACGUGCUGAUGGCCAUCAAAACCAACCGGUACCCGGAGGAUGUUCCCGACGAAGAAUCGAAUGGAGUAGAAGCGGAUGCAUCGGAGGAUGUCGAAUCGGCAAUAAGUUCGGAAAAGCCUAAGCUAAUCAUCCCAACAAUAAAAUACAAACCAUCGGUAGACUGUGCCUACACACAAUUGAUCAGUAAAAUUACCGGUGCUCCGAUUCCGACAAAGUUUCCGGAUGAAUCCGAUCCCCGGAUGCUACCGACGGCGUCAACGGAUCUCACUCAAGUGGCUGCACCGAACGUGGACUUGAACUACCCACCGGAGGAAAAAAGCGUCGAGGUAAAACAUGUGCCCACCGGACUGGCCGGGCUGAUGCAGUACGACUCGGACAGCGAAGACAUGUCGGCGGAUGACGUGGAGGAAAAAACGGAGCAAAAGAAAGAACCAGAUCCAACUGUCGAACGCCGUGAAAUCACCUUCAGCGGAUUGCUGCCACCGGAAAUAUUCCAGCAUGUGAUAGAGAAAACCGCUACGUACGUAGCGAAAAAUGGUUACAGUUUUGAGGAUGCUCUGCGGACAAAAAAUGAUCCACGGUUUCUGUUUCUUCGCAAAGAUCACGAAUUCUAUCCUUUCUAUGCCUUCCGCGUACGAUAUCUGAUCGAUCCGUUCGAGGAAGUACCCAAAAGCCCGGAACCGGUCACCAUAACCCGGGAAAUUGAGAACGGCACAGUGGUGGAAACACCCAGCAUCGGUAUCAAAACGGUUAACAUUGCCCCGCAACCGGUUGCUCCUCCGCCAUCGCAAAUUCAGGCCAAUAAACCCGGUGGAGCGGUUUGUUUCUCCAUCAAGAGCAAAGAUGACGGCACCAAAUCAUCCAAAGCGAACGUUGUUCAGGAGCUGGGUGGCAACGAAGAAGAGCCGGAUCCGUCAACGGAGAAAGAGAAAAGUAAAUCGCCGAGUCCUGUUAGUAAGGACGGCGAACAGUUGAAAGAAAAUGCACCGCAAACGGACAACCCCCCCGAAAGUGACGAGGCACGAACGCCAUCACCAUCGAAGGUAGCUGCGACUCAGGAACUUGUCAGCAGCACCACACCACCGCUGGACGAUGCCAAGUCAGUAGCAGUGACCAUCCCGGAAGACGCAACGAAAGAUUUAAAGCGGUUGGAAGAUCGCAUCAAAGACAAACUGGCCGUCGCCGCCCGUGAAAAGCUGGCCAUGAUCUCAAAAGAAAAGCAACUUCAACUGGAGCGGAAAAAACGGGCCAGCAUGUUUAUCAGUCUGAUUAGUAGUAAACCGGAAGAGCAGGACCCAGCACCCCAAGUGGAGAACUCUACCGUACCGAUGGAAAACGAAUGGGAAAAUUCACCACUGCUGUUGUUUCCGUCGGAUCAAAAUGGUCUUGAAAUGUUGAAAAAUCAGUUUGAAGAUGAGGGUGACAACAGUUCGAACAUUUCCUUCCACUCGAUUCCGUCGCAGAGUGACAGUCCGGCGUCGAAUCAGGCCCAAUCCAGUGCAGAUGAUGACGUCGUACUGGUGGAAGACGAUGAUACCGAGGCGGACCGCAAUGGGCGUCCUUCCCGAUCCCGCACUAGAUCCCGAUCAACGUCGACCGGCAAACAUAAGAGAAGAAAACAUAAGCACAAAAGUAAAAGCAAAAAAUCAAAGAAAAAGAAAUCAAAAAGUCCAAUCCCGAUUCGAAGUCCUAGCAAGUCGAAAGUCAAGACAAAGCGAAAGCGUGCGAGUAGCCGAACGCCAUCGAAAAGUCCACGGCGAUCGAGGAGUAGGUCCUACUCUGAAAAAGAAGCGAAAAAGUCUAAAAAGAGCAAGAGUAAGAAAAGCCAUAAACAACACAAAUCUUCGAGAUCUUCAUCGUCCUCCCGGCAUCACCACCACCGCAAGGAACGAAGGGAUAGAGCAGAACGCUAGUUAGGCUGGAACGAGCAACGAGAAAAUUCCGAUCAUCUGUCGUAUUGUGAAUAUUGUUACUAGUUAACGACAUUGGGACUGAAUAAAGUAAACAUUUAAAUUGACAA
Malaya genurostris is the source of this 3275-nucleotide messenger RNA. RefSeq names its product protein suppressor of white apricot (gene su(w[a])). The record is from RefSeq and is a predicted model, not a curated record. The transcript is spliced from 5 exons. NCBI's taxonomy places the organism in Eukaryota, Metazoa, Arthropoda, Insecta, Diptera, Culicidae. Gene Ontology annotation, biological process: RNA processing; mRNA 5'-splice site recognition. Bases 421 to 3168 code for a protein of 915 amino acids. Gene Ontology annotation, molecular function: RNA binding.